ACCUAGGCGAGCUGCCGAGCUAUUGCUCGGCGCCUCCAUCUCGUCCACACCACACAGCCGUUGAGUCCAAUUCGCUCACUCACCGUCAAACCCACACCUCAAACUCCUUCCCUUCAAGAAUGUCAGAUUAUCCACUGCGGCCUCUUCCUCCUCUUCCUCCGCCCCUCCCACCAUGAUUGCCACCCAUCUCUCCCCAGGCCUCAAGCAGUACCGCUUCCCGUCCCCGCUCCACUCCACCUCUCACAACCACCACCUUCCCGUGCACCUCCCGCUCCCCCGCCGCCACCGCAACUUCGCUAAGCCCGCCGCGGCCGUGCCUGACCUCCUCGCCAGCGUCGAGUCCGUGGCCUCCGCGGCCUCCGUCCUGGCCGCCAUCGUGCUCGUCCACGAGUCCGGGCACUUCCUGGCCGCGGCGUCCCGGGGCAUCCACGUCUCCCAGUUCUCCAUCGGCUUCGGCCCGGCGCUCGCCCGCUUCCGCCUCGGCCCCGUGGAGUACGCGCUCCGCGCCAUCCCGCUGGGCGGCUACGUAGGCUUCCCCGACGACGACCCGGAGUCCGGCUUCGCGCCCGACGACCCCGACCUCCUCCGCAACCGCCCCGUCCCGGACCGCCUGCUCGUCGUCUCCGCCGGCGUCGCCGCCAACCUCGCCUUCGCCUUCCUCAUCGUCUACGCGCAGGCGCUCACCGUCGGCGUCCCCGUGCAGGCGCAGCUCCCCGGGGUUCUCGUGCCCGAGGUUCUCCCGGGCUCCGCGGCCGCGCGCGCGGGCCUCCUCCCCGGGGACAUCAUCCUCGCUGUGCCCGGGGCCGCGCCGGACCCGUCCGUCCCCGUCCUCGUCGACCUCAUCAAGGCCAGCCCCAGCAGGGAGGUGCCCCUCACCGUCUCGAGAGCCGCGCCCGGGGCGGUGGACAGGCGGUCCGUUGAGCUCACCGUCGUGCCGGACACCAGCGCCGAUGGCUCGGGGCGCAUCGGCGUGCAGCUCUCCCCCAACGUCCGCGUCACGCGCGUGCGCCCCCAGAACCUGGCCGACGCGACCGUCCUUGCCGUGCGCGAGUUCACGCUCUUGACCGGGACGGUGUUCGACGGGCUCAGGCAGACAUUGCUCAACUUCUCUCAGUCCGCCGACAAGGUGUCAGGCCCUGUUGCCAUCAUUGCAGUGGGAGCGGAAGUGGCCAGGUCCAGCGCGGAUGGGCUGUUCCAGUUUGCGGCGGUGAUCAAUCUCAACCUCGCAGCCAUAAACUUGUUGCCCUUGCCAGCAUUGGACGGUGGCACCUUGGCAUUGAUCCUUCUUGAGGCAGCCCGGGGUGGGCGCAAGAUCCCCCGAGAAGUUGAACAGGGUAUUAUGUCAUCGGGGAUACUGGUGGUGCUCAUGGUUGGCAUGUUCCUCAUUGUACGUGACACACUCAACCUUGAUUUCAUCAAGGAGAUCUUGUGAUACUUCGCGUGAAAAAUCAAUUGAUUGCAGUUGUAGUAAAAUUGCCAGUGUCAGAACUUGGUUGGCUUGGAAAUGUGUAGUUGUUGUGAUUCAUUUUGCCUUUGAUGGGACUGCUCUAGCACUCCAGGUCUCUGGUUUCUUGCUAUACUGAUCGUAGGUUAUUGUAUUGCUGGUUUUGGAAUGAAGCUUGUGAUAUUAUAGUUAAUCAUGACCGAGAUAAAAAAAAA
Molecule: messenger RNA, 1659 nt
Organism: Zea mays
Lineage: Eukaryota; Viridiplantae; Streptophyta; Magnoliopsida; Poales; Poaceae
Biological process (GO): proteolysis
Cellular component (GO): membrane
Molecular function (GO): metalloendopeptidase activity; protein binding
Source: RefSeq, marked provisional